AUGGAAAUAACAAAAGUCGAACUAACAGAGACAACAGCUGUUGAACUGUCGAAAGCUGAAACAACCGAAAAUGAACAAUCAACAGUUAAACCAACAGACAUAGAGACAAUAAAAGACAAAUCAGCUGAAGUCAUAAAUAAAGAAAUGGUGGCAACUAUAGAAUUCAAAAGUGGGAACUCCAGAAUCGGUGUCAGCAGAAGAAAAACACAUAGAAUUGAAACAGAAGCUUUGGUGACUGAACCAACAAAAGUCGAGAUUAUUGAAACAGUUUCAACAAAGAAAGAAUCACCAAAAACUGAAUCAACAGAAACGAAACCAGAUAAAAGUGAACAAGCAAUUGCCGAAACUAAUGAAAAAAUUUUAACAAAUGAAGAAUCACCUAAAGUUGAAUCAAUCAAACCAGAAAAAGCAUUUGAACUAAAAGAAGAGAAAAUUCCAGAAACUGAAACAGUAAAAGUAGUGCAAGAAGAAACAGAAUCGAUAAAAGUUGAAAUUCAAGAAACAGAAUCGACAAAAUUUGAACAAGAGGUAACGAAAGCUGAAACAACAGAAGAAUCUUCAAAAGUUGAACAACAGAAUCUGAAGUCAGAAAAAAACAGAUAA
Molecule: messenger RNA, 603 nt
Organism: Dermatophagoides farinae (American house dust mite)
Lineage: Eukaryota; Metazoa; Arthropoda; Arachnida; Sarcoptiformes; Pyroglyphidae
Source: RefSeq, a predicted model, not a curated record